GCAAAAAAGGAAACUGCUAUGAGCGGAGAGGUUACAGUUAUUGAAAUGAAGAAUCCUUUGUUGGUUUAAGCACACCCCUUCGUGCCAUCCUGUCAUUGGUUGGUAAACUUGUUAGACCUGAUAAACAAGAACUCUUACUCUAGUUGGUGGUAUUUCAAUUUUAGAAACUGUUCUGCACACAAGAUUGCAGCCAGUCUCUGCUGGAUCCUGGCUGGCGACAGGUGGCUGCAGUGUGCAGAACAGCAAUUCCCAGCGGAGACCUUAUAUUGUGCUCUGUACCCACCCUGCACCUGCCACUGCACUGCAGGAAAGCCGAGAUGGAUAAAGGUGCACUACAGAUUGCUGGCCUAGUCCUGGGGGGCAUCGGCCUUGUUGGCACAUGUGCUGUGACGGGCAUGCCGCAGUGGAGGGUGACCGCGUUCAUUGGCAAUAACAUUGUGGUGUUUGAGGCCCUCUGGGAAGGCCUGUUUAUGAACUGCUACAGGCAGGCGAACAUCAGGAUGCAGUGCAAAAUGUACGACUCGCUGCUGGCCCUUACCCCGGAUCUGCAAGCGGGCAGAGCGCUGAUGUGCGUGGCAAUCGUCAUGUCAUUCUUGGCCUUCAUGGUCGCCAUCGUUGGCAUGAAGUGCACGGUGUGUGCGGGAGAUGACGAGAGAACCAAGGGACGGAUUCUGCUGGCGGCGGGAGUCGCUUUCAUCCUAUCCGGCAUCAUCGUUUUGAUUCCAGUAUCUUGGACGGCGAAUCAGAUCAUCAGAGACUUUUACAACCCUCUUGUUAACGAAUCCCAAAAGAGAGAGCUGGGGGACGCUAUUUACAUAGGCUGGGCGACGGCGCUCUUUCUGAUAGCCGGAGGGCUGGUUCUGUGCUGUUUUUACUCCACCACCGAGAAAAAGUUCAAAUAUUCGUUGCCCUCAAAACCGGCAUCGAAUGCCCUACGUGGUGUAAUGUCCAGGAAGACAUCAAGUCUGUACUCAAAGAGUCAGUAUGUCUAGCAAAUGCUUUCUGCGUGUCUACAGAGUUAUGGUCUGUUUAAAGCAGCCAUCGAUUUGCACUGUUCUUGUUUAAAGAUAAAGAUUCCAAGAUUCUUCUCUUGGUGCUUAAAGGACACAGGAUGCCCUAACAGCGUCACUGGAUGCAAGUGGAAACACUCAAUGCGCUUACAACUAAAUAUACGUCUUCACACCAUGGAUAUAUGGAAGAAGAAUUUCUGACGUUCACAUUUUAUUAAAGGGUAUUUCGUCUUCGGUGAAAAGAUGAUUAACUGGUAAUGGAGGUGCUGCUGGCUGGCAGGUCAGGGAAGAAGCUAAGAGAGACUAAUUACUGCAAUAUAUGACUUCAUUGGAUUUUCCUAAUGAACAUUUAACCACUGUAAAUAACAGAACUAUAAGUUAGCCCCGAGGAUUGGACGUUGCAACUGGGUCACUGAUUACUGUAUAUUUGAUAUUAUUUUGGUUGCGGAACUGUGAAAAAAAUGAUCGACGAAGGAAAGGUUAAAUAUCAUUCAUACAUUUACUUUGGUUAUUAGAGCUAUUUUUGUAGCACUUAUCCUAUGUACAGUACAAACUCUGCUAGUGAAGGAACAGUUUGAGUGUAUUUUAGAACGUCUUUUGAUUUUAUGCAUGUGUAUCACUGCUUUCUGUUCACACGGCACAUCAGACACCUACCAUCUGUUUAAGCUUGCAUUGAAAAGUUUUUCAGAAGUUAAAACUCUUGGUAAGGCUCAGAUCCAUCUUUAACUCUUGUAGUUCAUUGCUCGUUAUAUAACACGACAUGCACAAAUAAUGCACCAUGCAACUGCUGCAGUUAUAUGGUCCAAUCAACAUACUAUAAGGUGCAUGAACGAAAAACUGCGCAUAGAUCUGUAAGGAGGUGGAAAGAUCAACGCUCUAGAAACUGGCGCAUUAUGCAAAAGUGUUGGCGCUACAAACUCCAAACACUCCUAUUAUUAAAUGUUUUAAUUUUUCUCCUAAAACAUUGCUUAGUUUAGAAUAAUAUACUGCUUAAUAAUGAUCAUGAGGGGACAUAUUGUCUGCCUUUAUUACAUGUGACGAUGCCGUCAUCUUGUUCCCUAAACACAUGCAUUUUGUCAGAAUUUUAGGUUGAUCAGGAUAUAAGAUCAAUAAUUGAUUUUUUGGGGGCGUGUGUCGGGGUAGGGGGUGUCACCAUGUAUUGCUUUGUGCCUUGUAAAUAAUGCCCGUAAGCUUCUGAUUGGUCCAUACUUGUAUAGAGCUUGCUGUCCAGACAAGCACAAUACCAUGAUACAUUAUCCUUAUACAUGAUGUCAGUCUGAAUAAUAUAACCACACCACUGAUAUGCUUUUAUGGCAGAUAUGUUGAUUUGUGUGUUCUGAAAAGGGUAGGGGGAGGGGGGACGACAUAUAUAUAGACUUGCCUGUCACAUGUCUAAGUGAAAUUUUAAAUAUAUUUUAUUUAAAAAAAAAUUACUAUGACAUUUGAUAUCCUCUUGUAAUUUUUAGAGCUUGCUUCACUAUAUGGUUUGUUUAUGAAUUCUGCAUUUAAUUAUUGAUGGUUCCGCUGCUGAGAAUGUUUGCUGUGAGCUAGGAGCCCCAACUGAGUGAUUUUCCUAAGAGAUAUAUGGUGGAGACAUUCGCAUUAUAGAGAAAGAUGGGACCAACCACACUACAGUAUCACAGAGGUCCAUCGAAAUACAAUAUACAUUAUUUCCCCAAGAAAAUAGCAAUGUUCCCUUAAAUUAAUUUAGAGCAUGGAUGGAGAACCUUUGGCCCUCCAGCUGUUGCUGAACUACAUAUACCAGCAUGCCCUGCAACAGUUUUGCAAUUUGACAAUGCCAAAACUGUUUCAGGACAUGCUGGGAUGUGUAGUUCAACAGUUUGCUAUUUGGCCAUGCUAAAACUGUUGCAGGGCAUGUUGGGAUGUGUAGUUCAACAACAGCUGGGGGGCCGAAGGUUCCCCAUCCCUGAAGAGCAACCUGUUAAAAACAUGUUGGUGGCAAUAUUCUAGUAUAGAGUUUCUCAAACUCCAUCAUUACAGUACAGGUUUUAAGGAUAUCCAGGCUUGAGCAAAAGUGACUUAAUUAGUACCUCAGUCAUUUUGAUUAAACCAUCCAGACUCAAGUGUGGAUUUCCAUAAAUCGUGGACUGCAAUGGCGGAAUUUGACAAACUCUGCCUUAGGGUGGUAUUCAAUUAGCCGCAGUAAACUACUGCAGCUAGUUGAUCUCCUGGGGGCUAUCCAAUUAGCCCCCAUAAGCCAGCAGUUAUCAUAGAUUUAUUUCACCUGCACGAGGUAGGAGAAAAAAAAACACACAAUAAAUGACACGUUUUGGUGAUCGCGGGAGUGAAAACACAUGGGUCCAGGAACUUUUCCUGGAUCCUAUGUGUUUUCGUCCGAAUACGGCUCAUUUCUCUGACAAAAAACAAAAAAGGAGCUACAAUUGAAUUGCCCAAUAAUGACCAUCGGGCAAAAAUCACAGAAAGAAAAAAACUGUUUUUUUUUCAUCUGAAAAUUUUUCUGAGGGUAAUUGAAUACCCUCCUUUAGUGUGUUCCCUGCCAUGUUACAAUAUGGCGGUGCUGUACUGAAUUUCACAUUUGGCCUGAAGUGUCCUGUAUUUCCGAAUUAGGUUUGUGGAUGAAACUAUCAACUCUUUAUCUUAGUACAUACACUUAGUGGUUUAGAAAUUGUCUUUCCCAUAAUAGUGAGCCAAUAACUAAGACUGCAAAAGCCUACAGCUACUUUAAAUGAUGUGACCUGUAGGUCAGCAACUUCGACUGCUAAAAGUUACUUAUUUCCAGGGUUAAGUAAUAAAAGGAUACAAAAAGGAUAUGCUGUAACUCAUAUCAAUAAAUCAGAAGUUAGCGUUCACUAGUCAGAUCUUACUAGGGUGACGAAAGCUGAUAAUUGGUUGCUAUGGGUUACAGGACUCCAUUGCUCGUUUCAGCAUAUUAUUAAAUAACUCCCAUAGGAUGUUAUCACACAGAAGAGUAAAGCAUUCCCAUUAGUGUGAGUGUAAAAUUAAAUCAAGUCAUCCUCUACAGACUUCUGUCAUCUUUCACCACUAUAAUGCUGACACUAUUUCUCAUGUCUGUUAGCCCAUGUGCUGAAAUUAGUAGCAAAUAUAUGUAAUUUCAGGGGUAAGCAACCUCUGGCACUCCAGCUGUGGUGGGACUACACGUCCCAGCAUGCAGUGCCGCCAUUUUAGCAUGCAUUAACAGGAAAACUGUGGCAGGGCAUGCUGCGAUGUAUAGUUCCCCAGUAGCUGCCACAAGUUGCCUACCCCGUUUUACCCUAGUAAAUAAGCCUCUGAGAAAUGUCACAUUUUAUUUUAAGACUGUAAAUAAACUGUUAUUUCAAUA
This is a messenger RNA of Pseudophryne corroboree (corroboree frog), 4332 nucleotides long. It is a transcript of the gene CLDN8, whose product is annotated as claudin 8. Gene Ontology annotation, cellular component: bicellular tight junction; plasma membrane. NCBI's taxonomy places the organism in Eukaryota, Metazoa, Chordata, Amphibia, Anura, Myobatrachidae. Gene Ontology annotation, molecular function: structural molecule activity. Bases 318 to 992 code for a protein of 224 amino acids. The record is from RefSeq and is a predicted model, not a curated record. The transcript has a single exon. Gene Ontology annotation, biological process: cell adhesion; bicellular tight junction assembly.